Molecule: messenger RNA, 1561 nt
Organism: Grammomys surdaster
Lineage: Eukaryota; Metazoa; Chordata; Mammalia; Rodentia; Muridae
Gene: Smyd1
Product: SET and MYND domain containing 1
Exons: 9
Coding region: 88-1521 (477 amino acids)
Cellular component (GO): nucleus
Molecular function (GO): protein binding; histone H3K4 methyltransferase activity
Source: RefSeq, a predicted model, not a curated record
GGGACGGUGAAGGAGCUAAAUAGCACCAAGGACAAGAAGCUUGGCUCAGUGUGAGUGAGCUACCCCGAGGGCCUGACAGACUCUGAGAUGACAAUAGGCAGCAUGGAGAAUGUGGAGGUCUUCACAUCCGAGGGCAAAGGCAGAGGUCUGAAGGCCACAAAGGAAUUCUGGGCUGCAGAUGUCAUCUUUGCUGAGAGGGCUUAUUCUGCAGUGGUUUUUGACAGCCUCAUUAACUUCGUGUGCCACACCUGCUUCAAGAGGCAGGAGAAGCUCCAUCGCUGUGGGCAGUGCAAGUUCGCCCACUACUGCGACCGCACGUGCCAGAAGGAUGCUUGGCUGAACCACAAGAACGAGUGCACUGCCAUCAAGAGAUAUGGGAAGGUGCCCAACGAGAACAUCAGGCUGGCAGCCCGCAUCAUGUGGCGGGUGGAGAGAGAGGGCACCGGGCUCACAGAGGGCUGCCUGGUGUCAGUGGAUGACUUGCAGAACCACGUGGAGCACUUUGGGGAGGAGGAGCAGAAGGAACUCCGAGUAGACGUGGAUACGUUCUUGCAGUACUGGCCACCACAGAGCCAGCAGUUCAGCAUGCAGUAUAUCUCACACAUCUUCGGCGUGAUCAACUGCAAUGGUUUCACUCUCAGUGACCAGAGAGGGCUACAGGCAGUGGGUGUGGGCAUCUUCCCCAACCUGGGCCUGGUGAACCAUGACUGCUGGCCAAACUGCACUGUCAUAUUCAACAAUGGAAAGAUUGAGCUCCGGGCCCUGGGCAAGAUCUCAGAAGGUGAGGAGCUGACGGUGUCUUACAUAGACUUCCUGCACCUCAGCGAAGAGCGCAGGCAGCAGCUGAAGAAGCAGUACUACUUUGACUGCUCCUGUGAGCACUGCCAGAAGGGACUGAAGGAUGACCUCUUCCUGGCAGUGAAGGAAGACCCCAAGCCCUCCCAGGAAGUGGUGAAGGAGAUGAUACAAUUCUCAAAGGAUACUCUGGAAAAAAUAGACAAGGCUCGCUCCGAGGGUUUGUAUCAUGAGGUUGUGAAGCUGUGUCGGGAGUGCCUGGAGAAGCAGGAACCAGUGUUUGCUGACACCAACCUGUAUGUGCUUCGGCUGCUGAGCAUCGUGUCAGAGGUUCUUUCCUACCUUCAGGCCUUUGAGGAGGCCUCACAUUACGCUAGGAGGAUGGUGGAUGGCUACAUGAAACUCUACCACCAUAACAAUGCCCAACUGGGCAUGGCUGUGAUGCGGGCAGGGCUGACCAACUGGCAUGCUGGUCACAUCGAAGUGGGGCAUGGGAUGAUCUGCAAAGCCUAUGCUAUUCUCCUGGUGACCCAUGGACCCUCCCACCCUAUCACCAAAGACUUAGAGGCCAUGAGGAUGCAGACCGAGAUGGAACUGCGCAUGUUCCGCCAAAAUGAAUUCAUGUACCACAAGAUGCGUGAGGCUGCCAUGAACAACCAGCCCAUGCAGGUCAUGGCUGAACCCAGUAAUGAACCAGCCCCAGCUCUGUUCCAUAAGAAGCAGUGAGGACCUUGUUGGAGGGUGGGGGCAUUGUGGCUGGGGAGCU